This is a messenger RNA of Plenodomus lingam JN3, 4434 nucleotides long. RefSeq lists its product as uncharacterized. Gene Ontology annotation, molecular function: protein binding. Gene Ontology annotation, biological process: TOR signaling; regulation of actin cytoskeleton organization. Lineage: Eukaryota; Fungi; Ascomycota; Dothideomycetes; Pleosporales; Leptosphaeriaceae. The record is from RefSeq and is a predicted model, not a curated record. Gene Ontology annotation, cellular component: TORC1 complex; TORC2 complex.
AUGGCUCUGAGCCAUAACCAACACAGAGUCAUAGAUCUCACCAUCGAGUCGGACGAAGAUGAAGAAGCGACUUUGAUCCCGCUGCCCGGUGCACGACCACAGCCGAGCGCCGCUCGCGUGCUGUUUCCUCCCACUGUAUCGAGACCAGCGACAACGCCUGUCACGACUGCACGAAGCCAUCCAGCCAUUCGUCGACCCGAUAUCUGGCACGAUUCCUCUCAAUCGACUCGAACUCUGCUAAACAUAUCACACACAAACAGAGUCACACAUGCUGAAGGUAUGGCUCUGUCGCCCAAGCCGAUGGGCGCCGGCAGCGUCAUACGCAGUAAUGUACCCAUGGCCGACGACCCUAGCCCUGCCUUUAACAGCGCCAACACCGGGGAUGCCGAGUUUGAUUCUUCAGGGAGGGCGACUAAGAGAAUGAAAUUCUCAAGGACAGAGGCUUACUCCGUUCCACACUCUCCGCGACCACGAGAUGAUAUAUCCGACACUUCUGGCGGUGUAUCAACAUCACCAGCCUAUACAUCAGGGCGAGCAGUCAGGGACGCAACUCGGCUCCAACAGUUUACGGAGCCAGUGGGAGUAACACAGCCUGAGCCUCUACCACCCAACAGCAGCCAUAAGUUUCCCUCUGUCCGAGCCAUCAAUCAAGCUCUGAAAAGCACUAGCGCCAGAGUGCCACUCCUUGGCCAAAUUUCUGCAAAUACUGCACGUGCGUUUCCGAUCGAACGAUUACCUCAAACAACUGGGAAUGUUUGCUCGACCAGCCUAGGGCCGUCUGUGUCUUCGCAUGUUCACUCUGAGCGACCACAAGUCCUAUCACUCCGAAAUGGCACAGGACAAUUCGACCAUAAUUCGAGAGCAUCUAGGGCACAGCCAAGCCCAAUAUUUACGCAGAAGCAGGCCGAGAUUCCUGAAAGUUCUUCAGCCCAUAGCACCGGCGAAUCCCCGUCAUUGCAAUCCCCACGCCUUUCUGGAGACGGGACUGCUGCAAGAGAUUUGAACAAUAGCCCAGACGCAGUAACAACGAACCCCAGUCCUCAAUCUUCCUUCAAGCGAGCAAAAUUCACAAACCAAUUCUCGGAGGAGCAGGAUCACUUUUUGAUAUUUCUCAAAGAAGUGAAAGCCUACACAUGGAAGAGGAUUACGGCUGAGUACAAUGCGAUAUUCGGUGUACGCGCGUAUCAUACUCUCCAAUCGCGCUACUCAACUGUGCUAAACAAGCGCGAUCGAUCACAGGAUCCUCCCAUACUUUCUCUACCUCCUCAAUUUGCUUCAGAGGCGAAAGUUGACUGGGAGACUAUUCGUUCAGUCAACCGUGGACCGAGAGCUUCAAUUGAUGCUCGAGGCCUCUACGGAGCUGCGGCGCCUACGAAAUUUGCGGUUCGACAACGCCGACGUGAAAAUGCACCCUCACAAGGUCUAAGUCGGCAGACAAACGAUCAUGACUAUUCGUCAGGAGGAGACUCCGCGUGCCGCAGAGAAAGGCCCAGUCGAGCUGCGCGAGUCAACUACACGUUGCCAAGACAACAUCGCAGAGGUGACGAUAAUUUAGAUGAUGCCACCGACAAGGACUUUGCUUUGCCAGACGACGGGAGCGGGGAAUCUUCAGCAGCUGUUGAAAAUGAAGAAGACCUAUCGGGAGAGGUCGCGUGGAACGCAAGCUUGGUAAAUGUGGGAUUCGAGACCGCUGAUGCGAGCCUCGCAUUGUCCUUGACUAACGGAUUGCAUCAACCUCCGCUCAAGAAGUUCCCAUAUCUGAGUGUCACGCAAUUAGCAGCUUUACAAAAUGUUGCUCUGGAAUCGAUCCAGCAUUUGUCACAUAAGCAGUCUCUACAGAGUUGUGCAUGGCACAUUGAUUUCAGUCCGAGCGAGAUUGAUACAGUAGAGAGAGCGAUCCUGAAAGUGAACGGAGCGUGGCCGGAGUCGAGACACAGCACCAGAAGGAGACAAUUGCGAGAGGUUCUGAAGGGAUUUACAGAGGCAAAAUUACUGCAGCUGUCACAUGAGCUCUGUCGAACGCUUCGGACACGUGACGAAGACAGCAUCCGAGCGUUUUUAAAAGACGCGAAGGCUGGUGGAAUUACGCUCACUCCACGGAUACACCGACUUGCGGCGUCACGGCCUGAUGAUAGGUGGAUUACACGGCGGUCCAUCUCCUCUGCAUCAAUCAUUCGAGAGCGAGAAUUGGGUCGGCAGUCUGCUAGGGGUUGGCGAGCAGCGUCCAAGCCCUUGACUUACCAAGUGAAAAAUAAAGUGAUGGAUACGUUCGGGACCGCAACUUCUUGGACCGGUGCAUCUGGCGACAUACACGCUAUAGCUUGGGCUCCGAAUGGUGAGUUUUUUGCAGCCGCAGCCGUUGCAGUCGACGACCCCCAUUCCAUGCAGUACAACAAGAAUAACAACCUUCUUUUUGGCAAAUGCUCGUCGAACACCCUACACGAGCUAGGCGAACAUUGUCGGGAGCGGGAGAUGACGGAGCAGGGGCCCAACUCUACGCAUGCCAUGUUUGCGUCACAAGAUCCAAGAAUCUACAGCACGGUCAGUUCGCUAGGCUUCUCAAAGUCAAAGUCUGGGAACAAUUUGUUGUAUUCGGCAGGGUACGAUGGGUCCAUAUGUGUCUGGCAUACCGAUAAGGAGGACCCACAGCCGAUACUGGGAGCUAAGCUUAACGUAAAGGCACCUGUUGACAUGAUCGCCGUCAACCCCGUCCAUGACGGGGUUGUAGCUGUGGCGGUCAAACAGGCUAGCAGCAAGGCUGUCAGACUCCUUCGGAUAAACGAAGAGGACCCCAACGACUUUGAAAGACACAAUCUGCACUCGCCCAAGGCGGUGGCACGUCCAGAGAUGAACAUACUGCCCACUGCCAUUCAAUUCGAGCCUCGUUUCGGCAAUAUGCUACUUGCAGGAUUCGGCGCCAACAUCCGCGACUCGGGAUUCGACACGACGGGAGAUCUGUGUCUCUGGGAUGUGGAGACUGUUCAGCCACGGGGCGUGUACGGUCGAGCACGGAACGUGUACGGAGCCAGUCUCAACAUCUUUGACGUGGAGUUCAACCCAAAUCCUUCAAUCAUGCCUUCGUUUGCAAUUGGAUGCGUGGCAACAGGUAAUGUCAGUCGCGGCAUGAGAUCCGCUAUCCGACUAUAUGAUGAGAGAGAAGACGGCAGGUAUAGCUGUGCCGCAGAAAUUGAAUGUAUGGCUCUGGAUAUGAACGACGUUGUGUGGUGUCCUUACGACGAGUGCCUCGUCGCCGUCGGUUGUACUGACGGGAAAAGCUACAUAUGGGAUAUCCGAAAUCGGGUGGAGCCUUUGCAUGUCCUGGCUCACGGUAAAUCGGUGAUGCCCCUACAAGAAGGGAUCAGGCAUGAAAUUACGGACACGGGCGUCCGUUUUCUUUCAUGGGGUGAGAACGCCACCAGACUCUACUCCGGCUCUUCGGAUGGCGUGGUCAAAGUAUGGGACGUCACACGCUCCAAGGAGGAUGCGUUUAUCAAGGAAAUCUUCAAGGCAGACUCGGGCAUCAUGGCUGGUGCUUUCAGUCCAGACUAUAGCAAGCUCGUCAUCGGGGAAGUGAACGGAUCCGUCAACGUCCUUGAAGUCGGCCGAGAUGACUGUUCUCCCGAAGACGGAGCACAACUACGAUAUGUGCCUUACCAGUAUGGCAACGACAAGGACUCUGGUGACCCGCAUUUUGAUACGGCUGCGGAUUCUGGAAUCGCCGAGGGUCGCCAUUUGUUAAGCACAGGAGAGGUUCAAGUCAUGCCCAUGGGCAGCCUGCCCAUCCGUCAAGCCGUCCAAGGACCAGCCUACCACGGACCUUACGACCAAAGCGCAGAAGCCCCUACCCUCCGCCAGCAAGCCCUGACAUUUCAACAAAACUUGGCUCUUGCCCCCGGUCCCCAGUGUUCCCUCCCAGCCUGCAAACACAACAUCAACAAGACCACCAACGAGGAUAUUGGCGACUCAGGCCGCAGCCUAGACCGUAUCCCCGACUCCUUGACAAGCGCCUGGUUGUCUUCGGAGCGCGCCUGCAUCGUGCCUGGGAAAACAAAAUGCACGCGCUGCGGCCGUCCUGCCCGUCCUGAAUGGGAUAGCAAGGCGAAGCGGGAUCCCACGGUCUUGUGUGAGCACUGCUGCUUUGCCUGUUUCCGUUGCGGCGCCGCCACUACAGUCGUCCACGGCGCCACGACGCUCUGCUGCGCCGUUUGCGCUGCGUCCUGGGAGUUUGGUACCUUGGGCUACGAAGUGGUGCAGCAGCCGCGGUCGGACGUUGUGCAAGCGGCGCUGGACGUUCCGCCGCUCAAUGGGUUUGCGCGUGCUGCGUUUUUGGAUCGGAUGGAGGAGGGGGAGAGUUUUUUUGGAGACGAGAUGAAUGCGUUGACGGAUUAUUAUUUUUCGCUGGCUUUGGAUCGGCCGGAGAGUCCGCCGCUGUGA